CUGAAAUACACAGGCCCCCAUAUAGAUGCAUCAUGGGCAGUGGUCUAAGCAUGCGUCAUUGUUGAAGUUGUAGUAUAAUUAUACCUGCUUGAGAAUAUUUCAUAUUGAAUCACUAUUUCUCAUGGUUUAUUCUAAUGAUCAUGAACGACACAAAUGGCAUCACCACUGCCGCUGCCCGACUUGUUGGAAUAGCGGACGAAGCAAUACGAUUCUUUCACCAACUUGAUAUCAAUACAAACUCUGUCACAAAACGAGUGCAGCAGCUAGAGAGCUUUUCAAGAUUAGCCAGGGAGAUCGAGCUGAAACCUUCAGUUGAUGAUGGCGAUGACCAAGAACAACUCGUUCUGACCAAACAGAUCUUGAUUCAUUGUUACAAACUCAUCAGCAGAAUUCUCUCUCAGCUUGAAUGGGUUGAUAAUGGCGGCAGACACACUUCUACUCAGCAAGGACUACUAGGGGUCUAUGCUGAACUCAACAAUCGGGAAGUCAAGGAUCUUUUUGAAGAGCUGCAUAGAGAGCAGCUAUGUCUCGUAGGUUCUCGAAAGUCAAGAUUCAAGCCACUCUCUUGGACAUCAGAGUCUGAUAGUCGUCCUUUAGAAUAUUCUCACACUUUCAAAGAUCGCGAGUUAGAUUUCUUGAACUUGUUGUUUGUCACAGAUCCUAGAGAAGAUCGCGCAUCUCUCGAGUCAAGCAAAGGACCCAUUGCCAAAGGAACCUGUACGUGGAUUACUGAAACAUCCACAUACCGAUCAUGGCUCUCAGGAUCUGGCGAUUCUAGGGGUCUUCUUAUCCAGGGAGGCGAAGGCAAGGGCAAGACUAUGUUGGCGAUAUACAUAACCGAGCAACUGGAGCAGCUCGCUGCGUGUAUGUCAACCGACACAGUUUUAUACUUCUUCUGCAACCACGGAAACAUCAACGCCAACUCUGCCACCGCUAUUCUUCGUGGCCUAAUUUGGCAGUUUUGCAGAUUACGCCCAGAGCUUUUGCAUCACGGGCUCAAUAGGGCUGUAUCGGUAGACGAAGGGCGAAUCGCGUUGGCAACCAACUCGGUUGAAACUCUUUGGCAAAUAUUCACCGCGAUGAUUCGGGAUCCUACCACGAGCACCGUCACAUGUGUUAUUAAUGGGCUUGACGAAUGUGAUAAGCUUUCAAUCAAAACACUGACAGAGAGGUUCACGGAACUGCUACCUUCAACGAAUCAAGGUCGUCGAAACUUUCGGAUUCUUCUGACUAGCCGUCCCCUACGCCAGCACGACAAUUUCCCUCCUGAGCUUCCAACAAUAUGCCUGGACUCAGAUGCACACAAAGAUAAUGUUCGAGAUGUACAGCGCUUUAUCAAUUUUCAUGUUACAAAUGUCUCACAAGAGAAUGGCUGGUCUCAAGAGUUUCAGGAACACACGGAGAAGAGCGUCACAAAAAGUGCUGGUGGCUCGUUUCUGUGGGCGAGCUUAUUUAUGUCUGAACUUGCAGGAAAAGCCCAAGGCUCUGCAGCAAAGUAUCUUAACGAUCUUCCUGGAGACAACAACGCCAUUUACGCAAGAGCUCUCCUGGCAAUUCCACCAGAGUGUCGCCGAAAAGUCCGGUUACUCUUGAGUUGGGUAGCUCUGGCAUAUUAUCCACUAAGCCUGGAAGAAUUAAGCACUCUUACCAACGACAAAUCCUCAACGUCAGAGGCUGCUUUAGAUAAUAUGAAAACUUGUAUGGGCUACUGCAGCACUCUUCUUGUAACCAAGACCGAGAUGAGAAAAUCCGGACCCGGAUAUGAGACCAUAGAGACCAUUCAAUUCUCGCACCGAUCAGCCAAAGAUUGUUUGCUUCAACCUUACCUUCUUCGAACGGGAACAGACACCCAAGUCGACCUCAACUUCUUUCGAGUCACCCCAGAUAACAACCAUGAGAUUCUUGCUUCUCGUUGUUUGGAAAUCAUGGAUAAAGGGUUUGCAACAGAGGCUAAAGUGGAGCCUGCCGUUGAGUAUGCUCAUAUUUUACCUUAUGUUUCAAGGUAUUGGUUUCAACAUCUCCGAGAAUGUCCUCAACGGCUUUCCGACGAAGCCUUGGCAGAAAGAGCGUUGAGUUUCUUGACACGGAACCAUGAAAAUCGAAGGCUUUGGUUUUCCUACCUCUCAAACUUGAGAUAUGAGCGAGGGGAAAUGUCGAUCCCUCACUCAACAGGAUCCGAGCAUCACGACACGAUUGGGGGACUUCAAGAGAUCAGUAACAGUGAUAUUGUAUUCUUUGAACAUCUGAAGGAUACCACUUCCGCAACUCAGCUUCAAACCCUCCAGUUGGCAUCUCUGUUUGGAAUUACUACCAUAAUUAGAAAGAUUUUGGAUGAGACAAACUUUGCAACCCACAUCAGGCAAGCCAGUCUUCGCUCCUCGCUUUACAGUUGUUCUCGAACAAAACCAAGGAGUGAGGGCCGGUUGAUAAAAAUCCAAAGAGGUGGAAUGCUACAACUAAGCACAGCGGAGAUCGUGGCAAUGACUCCUCUUGAACUUGUGGUCCUCGGCGGUCAUCACAAAGUCGCUUCGCUUUUGUUCGAUAACUAUCCUCGAUCGAGCUUAUGGCCAGACUCGACCUUUGCUUUGGCGACUGCUAUUAGUCGCUGUGAUGAGGACAUGGUCAAAUUACUGGUAGAGGCUGGUGUACCAAAGCUCAGAGCCUCUCGACAGCUAGAAGGACCUAUUUGCACUGCUGUGGUCAACCGAAGGCUUGAUGUGGUCAAGUUUCUCUGUUGCUCUGAAGCUAGUAUCUGGGUGAGACCAAAGUCUAAGGUGAACGAAGUAACGCAAGCUUUACUGUGUCUUGCCAAUGAAACAGAAGCAACUCUGUUCGAUGAUACGAGCUUCAUCCAGUAUGCAAGUGUUCUGCUCUGCGGAGGCGCAUCUCCAAAUGGCUUUAACUUCAAUAUCGAACGCCAUGGCUUACGAUAUUGGAAACGAGCUGUCAUGGAAUAUUUACACAGACAUGGCAUUACCUUGCAGAACUUGGGACCAUAUCCCAAUAGAGAAACCCCUCUGAUGUUCUUCAUCUCUUCAAAAGGUAUUAGCAGAUCAGAGUCAGACCCAGUCGAGGCUGUUCAGUUCCUAUUGGACUCUGGAUCAUCUGUCAGCCAAACAGAUCUGAAAGGUUGGAGUGCAUUGCAUCACGUGGCCAACCAGAUUGCCCUGGGUAGAGCGAAGAAGAGCUAUGAAGUUUCAGGUGAUGCAGAAGAGUACCAACUCUAUAAGAUUGCGAAUCUUCUUAUCACAGCUGGCAUUGACCAAGACUUGGAAGAUAAAGAGAAACGUAGAGCUGCUGAUAUCUUGCGAGUGGUGGGAGCGCCGAUAUGGAAUAGAAAUAUCUCGGAGUAUGAAUCAUUUUUAAGGAGGAAGCCGCUGAGCAGGAUGUCACUUCUAUAAGCAGCUUGGCACAUAAUCUUUUAAUAUAAUGC
Messenger RNA from Fusarium redolens, 3433 nucleotides. RefSeq lists its product as uncharacterized. The coding region runs from base 135 to 3401 and encodes 1088 amino acids. The record is from RefSeq and is a predicted model, not a curated record. The transcript is spliced from 2 exons. Lineage: Eukaryota; Fungi; Ascomycota; Sordariomycetes; Hypocreales; Nectriaceae.